This is a messenger RNA of Schizophyllum commune H4-8, 713 nucleotides long. Its product is annotated as cytochrome b5. Gene Ontology annotation, cellular component: membrane; endomembrane system. The transcript has 5 exons. NCBI's taxonomy places the organism in Eukaryota, Fungi, Basidiomycota, Agaricomycetes, Agaricales, Schizophyllaceae. The record is from RefSeq and is a predicted model, not a curated record. Bases 106 to 603 code for a protein of 165 amino acids.
GUCGCCGCCGCCUUCAAGUUCCCAGCCCAUCAUCAUCGUACACAUCCUGCUCUGCACUGUCAUCACCUUCUCUAGCUUUCUUUCCUCAUUCUGAAUACUGACACCAUGCAAGUCGACCUCGGAACGCCCGUGAACACCGCGCUCUUCCUCUACAUCCUCUACAGCGUUCAGCGCAUCGUCUUCCCCUCGACCUCCAAGCCGAAGACGGUGCCUACGGAGUUCAAGGGCGGAUACUCGUGGAAGCCAAAAUCGCACCCGCCGACGGUGGUGUACAAGACGUAUACCCCGAAGACGCUGGAGCCGUUCAAUGGGCUGGACGGGGGGCGUAUACUUCUGGCGAUCGGCGGGACGGUGUUCGAUGUGACGGCGGGGAGGAACUUUUACGGACCGAAUGGGAUGUACGGGAACUUUGCUGGGAGGGAUGCGUCUCGCGGAAUGGCGAAGCAGUCGUUCGACAUGGAGAUGCUCACACCAACCGACCAACCCCUUGACAAGCUCGAGGACCUGACCCCGGAUGAGAUAGAAAACAUGAAGGGCUGGUAUGAGCACUUCGCGAACAAAUACAUUAUCUGCGGCAAGCUCGUCAACAACGACGAAGCUUGAACGUACCAUCAUUUCCCUAGCGCACUCAUGUAUGUAUCUCGACUGUGGAAGGACUAUUUACUGGGCAGAACAUCUUUCGACUCCCGAGUCCUUUCUUGGCUCGCCGGCCG